This is a messenger RNA of Plenodomus lingam JN3, 171 nucleotides long. The record is from RefSeq and is a predicted model, not a curated record. Lineage: Eukaryota; Fungi; Ascomycota; Dothideomycetes; Pleosporales; Leptosphaeriaceae.
AUGACUAUUAUUACGCGCUCUCUCGAAUCAAUGGUACUGCAAGCACAUCGUGCAAAAGGUGUCCGCUACCCUACAGCAUCGCAGAAAGACUGCUUCAAGACGUGGUACUCAUAUGCUCUCCGCCAAGGCGAGGUGCGGAAAGCUUCGCCGGGCGGGAGAACCUAUUUAUAA